AUGUUUUUUUUUACAACAAUAACACACGGAAAUGAUAUUGAGGCAACAAAUUAUAAAUGUGAUAUUUGUAAUCUUAUUAUUAAAGAAGCUUUCUAUCAACAAAUACUUGCUAAAAAAGACAGUUUCCAAUUUCAAACUAAAGGAUUUCAUAGUACUGAAGAAAAAAAUAUAGGUUAUAAAAAGAUUGAAGCUAUUAAAUCAGAAAUAUAUUUAGAAGAUCUAUUAAGCUUUGUCUGUGGAAAAACAUAUUUUUAUGCUUUAGCAAAGGAUACCAAUAAAACAACUGAUUACUAUAGUUUCAUAGCAAAAGAUGCUAUUGGAGAUAGAUAUCAAUUUAUUAGAAAUUCAACGAUUCAAUUUCAAAAUGAUUGUUUUGAAAUGGUAGAUGAUUAUCGUGAUGAGUUGAUUGCAUUUUUUAAAAAAGAUCAUAUUUUUCCAGUAAUGGAAUGGUGUCAUCUAGAAAAAGGUUUCUGCAAAAAUAGUGAAGCAUUGGAUUUUAGAGCUUUUGGUAGCAAAAAGAAUGAAUCGGAUUUAAAUGGUACAGAGGAAAUUGUUGAAUUAAAAAUAAAAGAAAAUAAUCACGAAGAUGAAAAUAAUAAUUUAAACGAAAAUUAUAGUAUGUUAAAGACUAAAAAUAUUGAUAAGAACUAUAUAGAUGAAAAUAAAAAAAAUAAUAAAGUUAAAAAAUCAACUUUAGAAAAAGAAUUAUAA
Molecule: messenger RNA, 711 nt
Organism: Strongyloides ratti
Lineage: Eukaryota; Metazoa; Nematoda; Chromadorea; Rhabditida; Strongyloididae
Product: Domain of unknown function DUF3456 domain-containing protein
Exons: 2
Coding region: 1-711 (236 amino acids)
Source: RefSeq, a predicted model, not a curated record